AUGGCGAGCUUGGAAACCAUUUCACACGUGUUGGAGCAGCUGUUGCUUCCCCAGCACGCGCGGCUGGCGGAGCAGGAGCUUUUGGCGAUGGAAACCACUCCAGGGUUCGCCGUGUCGUUAUUACACGUGGUGUCGCUGACCAACUUAAACGCCCUGGUGCGGCUUGCCGGCGCCCUUUUCUUCAAGAAUCUCAUCAAGCGCAAGUGGUUAAGUAGCGACGGGGAAACCUACAUGUUGCCGUUGGAGGAUGUCACCAAAAUCAAGCAGGAAAUCGUCGAUGUCCUCGUACAGCUUCCGUCGCAACUUCAGCGACAGAUCGGCGAGGCCAUCACCUUGAUUGCUGAGUGCGAUUUCCCUCACCGGUGGGAAAACCUCAUUGAUCUCCUUGUGGCGAAAUUGUCGCCCACAGACUUCGUUAACAACCGCGCCGUGUUGGAGGUGAUGCACUCUAUCUUCAAAAAGUGGCGGCCAUUGUUUCGCAGUGACGAGUUGUUCUUGGAAAUCAAAUUGGUGCUUGAGAAAUUUGCCCCGACUUUCCUCCAAUUAUUUGUUGCUGUGGACCAGUUGAUCGGUGAACACAAAGAUGACGCCGCCAGUUUAGGCAUCUACCUUGACAAUUUGUUGGUUUUGGUCCAAUUAUACUACGACUUGAACUGUCAAGAGUUACCCGAAUUCUUUGAAGACAAUAUGAGACAACUCAUGAAGUUAAUUUACGAUUACUUGAAAUUCCAGUCUAAUUUAAUCACCAAACCCGACGAAGACCUGGAAGUGGACGUAUUAAUCAAGGUGAAGACGGCCAUCGUCGAGUUGUUGAGUCUCUACGUCAACCGAUACGCCGACGACUUCAGCGAGUAUGUCGAGGAGUUUAUUAAAUUGGUGUGGGAAACGGUGUCUGGGGUCCUGGAACAACCUAAGUACGACUUGUUGGCAGUUAAACUGUUGGACUUCUUGUCUUCGGUAGUAAGAAACCCUGGUUUACAACAUAUCUUUAAUAAUGAGCAGGCGUUCGAUGAAAUCAUUCGCAAGCUUAUUUUACCUAAUAUUGUCUUCCGUGAGCUGGAUGAGGAGCAGUUUGAAGACGAGCCCAUCCAGUUUGUGCGGUCAGACUUGGAAGGUUCCGAAUUUGAGUCACGGCGCAAGAGUGCCACUGAUUUCUUGCGUGAGCUUAAGGAAGUCAACUCUCAGCUCAUCACUACCAAGGUCAUGUCGUACGUCAACGAUUUCCUUAGCCAGCUGAAGGACAACUGGAAGAAUAAGGAUAUCGCCAUCUACCUUUUCACUUCAUUGGCUACCAAGGGCUCGAUCACCAACGCUGGGGUCACCACGGUGGUUAUUGACGUUGUGGGCUUCUUUGUACAAAAUAUUGUUGGUGACUUGAGCAACAACCAGAUCCACCCGAUUUUGCGGAUGGACGCCAUCAAGUACAUCUACGUGUUCCGUAACCAAUUGACCAAAGAACAAUUGGCCGAAGCAAUCAACAUGAUGGUCAACUUAUUGGAUGUGGGCCAACCCCCUGCUGUGUACACCUACGCCGCGGUCACGUUGGAAAAGCUUUUGGGGUUGACUGACUUCAAAACCCACCAACCUAUCUUCAACAAGGAGGACAUGCGCCAAAUCCACCCGCAGUUGUUGACCCAGUUGUUCCUGUUAUUGUUGCAAUUCCAGGACAGACCCGAGCGUCUUGACGAAAACGAGUUUGUCAUGAAGUGCAUCAUGCGGGUGCUUUCAGUCACCGACGACACGUUGGAAAACCGCAUGCCGAUCAUGGGUCAACUCAUCUCCAUCUUGGAAGUGACUUCGAAGAACCCGGCCAACCCUCGCUUCACCCACUACGUAUUUGAACUGAUGGGGUUGUUGAUCAAGUAUGCUCCUGAAAGUGACAUCCCCACUUUUGUGGAAAACCUUGUCCCCAAGUUGUUGCCGGUGUUGGUUGAGGACAUUCAGGAAUUCGUGCCUUAUAUCUUCCAAAUCCUUGCCUACGUGUUGGAGCGUCUUCCCAAGUCUCAAGGCUUACCCACGGUAUACCGCGAUCUUGUACGUCCACUUAUGGCGCCUGUGAUUUGGGAGUACAAGGGUAACAUCCCCGGUAUUACCCGAUUGCUCAUUGCUAUCAUUCAGCAAGACCCCUCGGUGUGUGGCGACCGCGACAACUUGGAGUCGGUGUUGGGGGUAUUCCAAAAGCUCAUAUCGUCAAAGCUCAACGAUGCCUACGGGUUUGACUUGUUGCAAACGAUCCUCUUAUACGUGUCGCCUCAACACUACAUGCUGUUCUUGCGGGACGUGUGCUUCCUCUUGUUGAACCGACUUCUGAACUCGCGCACUGAACGCUACGUUAAGCGGUUCACCAUGUUCUUGAUGGUGCUUGCGGCCACGCCGUUGUCCCAGGCGGACAUCCCCAACAAGCAAACCAUCAACGGCAGCUUUGUCGUGCAAUUCUUCCAAAAUGCCCAGCAAGAUGUGUUCAACAAAAUCUGCAAGACGUUCAUCAUCCCCACCGUCCUGCAACUUGCCAACUUGCAAGACAAGAAGAUUGCCAACAUUGGGUUGUCGCAAUUAAUUUUGGCCCCGGAACUCAACGACGAGGUUGUUCUAGAACUCACGCAGCUGGUAGCCGAUAACAUUCUCACCUACGAAGGCAUCAAGAAGCAAAACGAUUCGGGGGCCAAGGAACCCGGGGUGGCGAUGACCAACGCCCCGCUCAACGAGUUGGACUUGGAGAUGCAAGCCUUCGGUCUGACGUUCUCGAAGAUCGUGCUGGUGCAGAACAAGUCGUUUGAUCCUGUGGCUCACGUGCCUAACAAUGACUUUGCCGGCAUCGAGCGCAUUGUGUUCACCAACAUCAAGCAGGUGCGGCCGGCGGUGGCCCAGGCGUUACUGCCCGAGGUGAAGGAGAGAGUUCUGCGUCUGGGAUAA
Molecule: messenger RNA, 2913 nt
Organism: Diutina rugosa
Lineage: Eukaryota; Fungi; Ascomycota; Pichiomycetes; Serinales; Debaryomycetaceae
Product: importin-alpha export receptor
Exons: 1
Coding region: 1-2913 (970 amino acids)
Biological process (GO): protein export from nucleus; protein import into nucleus
Cellular component (GO): cytosol; nuclear envelope
Molecular function (GO): nuclear export signal receptor activity; small GTPase binding
Source: RefSeq, a predicted model, not a curated record